This is a messenger RNA of Chenopodium quinoa (quinoa), 1914 nucleotides long. Its product is annotated as aspartic proteinase-like. The record is from RefSeq and is a predicted model, not a curated record. Gene Ontology annotation, molecular function: aspartic-type endopeptidase activity. Gene Ontology annotation, biological process: lipid metabolic process; proteolysis. The transcript is spliced from 13 exons. NCBI's taxonomy places the organism in Eukaryota, Viridiplantae, Streptophyta, Magnoliopsida, Caryophyllales, Amaranthaceae. The coding region runs from base 141 to 1712 and encodes 523 amino acids.
CCAUUUCUACGAAAUUUCUAUGAUCUUUUCUUGUUAUACUCUAUUAUUGCAAAAUUGUCUCAUUCCUUUUUUAUUAUUUUGCAUGAAAGAUUUUUUAUUUUAAUAAAUUUAUGAAAUUUCUAUUAUAGCCUUCAUUAAAAAUGGGUAUUAGAAAUUUCUCCCAAAUUUUAUGUUUUUGUGCAUUAAUAAGUUUUUGUUUUCUUCCUAUAACAACUUAUGGGUUUGUGAAAAUCAGUCUCAAAAGAGUUGAUCAACAACAUGAAACAAGUUUUAAUUAUAUUAAAUUUGCUAGAAAAUUGGGUACAAUUGAAGUGGGAAAACGUGCAGAAAUUAUAUAUUUGAAGAAUUUCAUGAAUUCCCAAUUUUAUGGAGAAAUUGGAAUUGGCACACCACCUCAAAAAUUUGCUGUCAUUUUUGAUACUGCAAUUUCCUAUCUUUGGGUUCCAUCUUCUAAGUGCAAUUCUUCUGAGGCUUGUCAAUUUCAUCCAAGAUAUGAUUCAAGCCACUCAAGUACAUACACAAAGAUAGGUUCACCACAUGAAAUUAUUUAUGAAACAGAGGCAAAACUCAAUGGUUUUCUUAGCCAAGAUAAUGUUGAAAUUGGAGAUCUACUUGUCAAAAAUCAAAUAUUCUUUGAAGUAACAAGUGAAGAUGGCCUAACAUUGGUACAUGCUAAAUUUGAUGGUGUAGUAGGGCUUGCAUUUCCAGAUAAAUCAGAAGGGAACGCCAAUCUUAUAUGGAAUACAAUGGCAGAACAAAAACUUCUAAAGAAGAAAGUUUUCUCGAUCUGGUUUAACACAGAUUCAGAAGCAGAAUUCGGAGGAGAAGUAGUUUUCGGAGGAGUUGAUCCAAAUCAUUUCAAAGGAAAACAUGUUUAUGUUCCUGUGACGCCGAACCAGAAUGGUAUAUGGCAGAUUGAAAUCGGAGAACUCUUCAUUGGUAACCAAUCAUCUGGCUACUGUCAAGACGGGUGUCCUGCUGUUUUAGACUCAGGAUCACCAUUACUUUCAGGGCCUGCAGCUAUUGUGAUUGAGAUCAACCACGCAAUAGGAGCAAAAGGUGUCAAAAGCAAGGAAUGCAAAGAAAUAGUCUCCCACAAUGGAGAGGCGAUUUACAAUCUUUUAGCAUCAGGGGUAAAUCUUGAUGAUAUAUGUUCGCAACUCAGCUUGUGCCUCAACAAUGGAGCUCAGCAUAUGAGCGAACACUGCAGAUUUGUUCUACCAAAGAGUUCAUACUCAAUAACUCAACUGAUCUUCAGGAAAAAUCUCAAGACAGUUCAAGAAAGAAAAAACAGAAAAGAACUUUCAUCAGUUGCCGAUGACUUGCUAUGCAGUGCCUGUCAGAAAAUAGUGAAUUGGAUUCAGAAGCAGAUGAAACAAAGAAAAACAAAGGAAGGAGUACUGAGAUACGUUAGAAAGCUAUGCUUUAGCUUUCCAGCUCCUCAAGGAGACGUAGAAGUUCCUUGUGACAACAUCCCACUCAUGCCAAACUUGACACUCACAAUUGGAAAUAAGCCUUUCACAUUCACUCCUCAACAGUACGUUCGUUCAACUAGAAAGCACAAUAAAAUGACCUGCCGGAGCCAAUUUUACGCGGUGGAUCUACCAUCACUUCCAGGCUCAUGGAUCUUUGGAAAUAUAUUCAUGGGAGUUUACCAUUCAGUUUUUGAUUUUAGCAAACGACGAGUGGGUUUUGCUGAAGCAGUUUAUUAGACUUGUAAUCUCUGCAACCGAAUUCAAGCGUCUUCAUUUCUGCUCAAUACUGGCUGUAGCACCUUAUAUUUUAAAGCAUUCGGGAACAGCUUUACAAUGCUAGUACUGUAACAACGGCUGGGUAGUUUUUGGAUUUGGGCUGUUAAGUUAAUAAAUGUAAAAAAUUACAAAAAUUCUGAGGUAUUUACUUCGUAUUUUCCUA